UGUAAUAAGACAAACGUUAUUAAAGACAGCGUGGAGAAACCCGAGCCUGCGUCGCUGAGAUUUCAGCGGCCGCUUCAGGUCUCCCUUCAGAUUCUCUGGGUCAGAACGUGGAUUGUCCCUAGCAAGCAUCCAUUGUCGAGUGCGGCCACGAGGGGGCGGAAACAGGAAGUGGGGAUAGGCCGAGUUCCGGGCGCGAGACGGUUACUGGGAAGAGCAGAGCGAGGCGGGUUAAGGUUGCUAGUUCAGAGCCGCGAUGUUCCGGAUUGAGGGCCUCGCGCCGAAGCUGGAUCCGGAGGAGAUGAAACGGAAGAUGCGCGAGGAUGUGAUCUCUUCCAUACGGAACUUUCUCAUCUACGUGGCCCUGCUGCGAGUCACUCCAUUUAUCUUAAAGAAAUUAGACAGCAUAUGAAGAUGGGAGAUCACAUAUGAAUGCAUGAUAUGAAGAGCCUGGUUACAGUUUCUACUCUUCUCUGCAAGUGAAUAGACCCAGAAAGGUGUAAGAGACUCUUUGAAUGGACAUAAAAUUUCUGCUUAUUAAGAACAAGUUCGGGUCUGGUAACUGACCUUCAAAGCUAAAAUAUAAAACUAUUUGGGAAGUAUGAAAUGAUGUCUCGUGAUCCUAGUAUACCCUUAUCCCUAUGACAUGUGGCCUCUGACAAUACUGGUAUAAUUGUAAAUAAUGUCAAACUCCGUUUUUUAGCAACUAUUAAGGGAGCUAUGUCUGAAAUGGCAUUGUCUUGUCAGUCAUUUCUGUUUACUUCUGUAAACAUUUUCUUCUGUCCGGAGUGUAUUUGUGACGAGUCCCUUAAAAUUAGUUAUGUUUUAUGGAAAUCAGCACACAACCACAAUGACAUAUAAGCACAGGGUCAUUAGUCUUUUUAAUAAACAUAUCAACUAAGAAAAA
Molecule: messenger RNA, 904 nt
Organism: Callithrix jacchus (white-tufted-ear marmoset)
Lineage: Eukaryota; Metazoa; Chordata; Mammalia; Primates; Cebidae
Gene: TOMM5
Product: translocase of outer mitochondrial membrane 5
Cellular component (GO): mitochondrial outer membrane translocase complex
Source: RefSeq, a predicted model, not a curated record